AGAACAUUAUCAGAGACCGCGAAGACUUCGGAACUGGGAUUUCUGCUACUUCGUCUGUUGUGACUCUUUCUCUACAUUUCUCGUUCUCUUCCUCAGCCUCAGAUCUCGCUUGCGGUCGCGGCGAUGCGGUUUGCCUCCUUUUUCGAUGAGGUCUCCCGGGCCUUCCGCGAUCGAACCGCCUUCUUCAAGCUCGUCGUCAUCAUGGCCGGCGCCAGUGGAGGAGGUCUUGUUGCUUAUGCUGAUGCAAGAUCGGAUUUGGAUUUGGCAUCAUCCCAUGGACCUACAAAGAAGAAGGUGGUAAUACUUGGUACUGGUUGGGCUGGCACAAGCUUUCUAAGGAACCUGGACAGCUCCCUUUAUGAUGUACAGGUCAUAUCACCUCGUAACUAUUUUGCAUUUACUCCUUUACUACCAAGUGUUACGUGUGGAACAGUGGAAGCACGGAGUAUCGUUGAGCCGAUCCGCAACAUCAUGAGAAAGAAAAAGGGUGAAAUUAAAUUUUGGGAAGCUGAGUGCUUCAAAAUUGAUCCAGCAAACAAGAGAGUUCAUUGUCGGUAUACUACGGCUCCAAACUCUGGUUGGACGGAUGAAUUUCUUGUUAAUUAUGACUACCUGGUGAUAGCAAUAGGUGCAAGGGCCAACACAUUUAACAUUCCGGGUGUGGAGGAGAACUGCCAUUUUCUUAAGGAAGUAGAGGAUGCUCAGAAAAUUCGUAGGAGUGUUAUGGACUGUUUUGAAAGGGCCAGCCUUCCAAAUCUAGAUGAGGAUGAAAGGAAGAAGAAUCUUCAUUUUGUUAUUGUUGGAGGUGGCCCAACUGGUGUCGAAUUUGCUGCUGAGUUGCAUGAUUUUGUUUCUGAAGAUUUAUCCAAAUUAUACCCUUCUGUUUAUGGCCUAGUGAAAAUAGAAGUCAUUGAGGCUGGCGAGCAUAUUCUGACAAUGUUUGACAAAAGGAUUAGUAGGUUUGCGGAAGAGAAGUUCCAGAGAGACGGUAUUGAUCUCAAAACAGGAUUCAGGGUCGUGAAGGUCUCUGAAAAAGAAAUUACCAUGGCAUCCAAGUCAACUGGAGAAUUUUCGGAACCUUAUGGUAUGGCUGUGUGGUCUACCGGUAUAGGUACCCGACCUGUUAUUGUGGACUUCAUGAAACAAAUUGGACAGGGUAAUAGGCGUGUUUUGGCUACUGAUGAGUGGCUGAGAGUUUGUGGAUGCGAUGGUAUCUAUGCUGUUGGAGAUUGUGCAUCAAUCAGUCAAAGGAAAGUCGUGGAAGAUAUUGCAGAAAUAUUCAGGAUAGCAGAUAAAGAUAAUUCUGGAACUUUGACAGUAAAAGAAAUUCAGGAUGUUUUAGAAGAUUUUUGCAUGAGGUAUCCUCAAUUAGAACUAUAUUUGAAGAGCAAGCGAAUGAGCAGCAUUCUAGAACUUCUGAAGGACUCUAAAGGCGAUGCUACGAAAGAGGCCAUAGAAGUGGACAUAGAAGAGUUCAGGAAAGCUCUUACUGACGUGGAUUCACAAGUAAAGACUCUUCCAGCUACAGCUCAGGUUGCUGCCCAGCAAGGGAGUUAUCUUGCCAGAUGUUUUAACAAAAUGAAGGACACUGAAGAACAUCCUGAAGGUCCUUUGCGUUUCAGAGGGAGUGGCCGUCACCAAUUCCGCCCUUUUCGGUACAAGCACUUUGGACAAUUUGCUCCACUAGGUGGUGAACAAGCAGCUGCACAGUUACCAGGAGAUUGGAUCUCUAUAGGUCAUAGCUCGCAGUGGCUAUGGUAUUCUGUCUAUGCAAGUAAACAAGUGAGUUGGCGCACGAGGCUGCUGGUGAUUUCAGACUGGACAAAGCGAUUCAUAUUUGGAAGGGACUCUAGUUGCAUGUAAUCAGUAAACGCCUUGAGAAAUCAAUCUGAGAUAGGAAUUUCUAUUAUUCUGUUUCCAAAAUCAUGCUAU
This is a messenger RNA of Dendrobium catenatum, 1932 nucleotides long. RefSeq names its product external alternative NAD(P)H-ubiquinone oxidoreductase B2, mitochondrial. Bases 124 to 1863 code for a protein of 579 amino acids. Lineage: Eukaryota; Viridiplantae; Streptophyta; Magnoliopsida; Asparagales; Orchidaceae. The transcript has 10 exons. Gene Ontology annotation, molecular function: calcium ion binding; NADH dehydrogenase activity. The record is from RefSeq and is a predicted model, not a curated record.